GCAUAAACAGAAGAGCUGAAAUAUGAAAAGCAGAAGUGCCCCCCGAGGCGCCAAAGUGUCACCCAAAUGGAUCAUCGUUUUCACAGCUCUCGGUUUCGCCUUCGGCAUGCUUUUCUCUAACACUUACAGAUUUCUGGGUCCUCUUGAAUCGGACGACCGGAUCAUUUUCGGACGGCGGUAUAAACAACAAGAACAGGUGACUGGCGAGAAUAUUAAUGAGAGUGGGGUUGGACAAAUCAACAAAGCUCAUGAAGCUAUUGAUAGAUCAUUAGACAAUUCAGUUGCUAAAAUUAGCAUAGAGCUGCCUUUGAUCAAGAGUUCUGACAGUGUGGAGAAAUCUGAAACCCGUUCUGAGGAAACCGAGAAGAGGAAGAAAGUGUUUAUGGUUAUUGGAAUAAACACUGCCUUCAGUAGCAGAAAGAGGCGUGAUUCCGUGAGGGAAACAUGGAUGCCUCAAGGUGAAAAAUUGCGUAAAUUAGAAGAUGAGAAGGGGAUUGUUGUCCGCUUCAUGAUAGGCCACAGUGCGACAUCCAAUAGCAUUUUAGAUAGAGCAAUUGACAUGGAAGAUGCUCAACACAACGACAUUCUCAGACUUAACCACAUAGAAGGGUAUCAUGAGUUGUCUGCAAAGACAAAAUCUUUCUUCUCCACUGCUGUUGCGAAAUGGGAUGCUGAGUUUUAUGUCAAGGUUGACGAUGAUGUCCAUGUCAACUUGGGUACACUAGCUGCAACUCUUGCCAGGCAUCGAUUGAAGCCCAGGGUAUAUAUUGGAUGUAUGAAAUCUGGACCAGUUCUUUACAAAAAGGACGUUAAGUACCACGAACCUGAAUUUUGGAAAUUUGGAGAGACUGGAAAUAAUUACUUCCGGCAUGCAACUGGGCAGAUAUACGCUAUUUCAAAGGAGCUGGCAACAUACGUCUCUACCAACAAGGAUGUUUUACACAAGUUUGCUAACGAAGAUGUAUCACUGGGUGCAUGGCUACUUGGUCUAGAAGUCGAACACAUUGAUGAUCGCAACAUGUGCUGUGGAACUCCACAUGACUGCGAAUGGAAGUUACAGGCGGGGAAUGCUUGCGUGGCAUCAUUCGAUUGGAGCUGCAGUGGAAUCUGCAAAUCAGUACAGAGAAUGAAGGGUGUUCAUGAGAGGUGUGGUGAAGGUGCUGCUACGCUCUGGAGUGCUCUCUUGUGAUAAUAACACUGUAAAAGAGGAGAAAAUCACAAUGCUUUUGGAAAUAGUGGUAGUUUUGGGACUCAAAAUUUUAGCUGCUGCAGUUUUGAUGUAAGAAACCAGUAUGCAUACCUUUCUUAGCCUUUUGGCUAAGAUGAUGUGUAGUAUCUGUUAUUAUCAUUUAGUUUAAUAUACUUAAUACCAUGAGCUAGUAGUUUGCAUGA
Molecule: messenger RNA, 1392 nt
Organism: Ipomoea nil (Japanese morning glory)
Lineage: Eukaryota; Viridiplantae; Streptophyta; Magnoliopsida; Solanales; Convolvulaceae
Product: beta-1,3-galactosyltransferase 7-like
Exons: 11
Coding region: 23-1189 (388 amino acids)
Cellular component (GO): Golgi membrane
Molecular function (GO): beta-1,3-galactosyltransferase activity
Source: RefSeq, a predicted model, not a curated record